Bursaphelenchus okinawaensis is the source of this 1659-nucleotide messenger RNA. The record is from the annotation of a GenBank genome assembly. NCBI's taxonomy places the organism in Eukaryota, Metazoa, Nematoda, Chromadorea, Rhabditida, Aphelenchoididae.
AUGCUGACCAAAUUGCUCUGUAUUACUUUAUGUUUUCAAAUAUUAGCUUGUGAUGCGUUCCAAAUCUCUAUUAAGAAAAAUUUGCAUAAAUCAAAAAGUGGACUGAUUGGAGGAAGGCUGGAGAACCUCGACAACAACUUUGUUGGUACGUUUUCAUAUUUUUAAAAAAUCUAAAAAUAUUUUUAUAAUUUAAAAAUAGAGAAAACAAGCUUUUAAACCAUAAUUUUAAUUUUAGGCGUAAUAUCAGUCGGCUCUCCCCUUCAAGAUAUCACGGUAGCUUUAGACUUCAACAGUUCUUUAUUAUGGGUACCGUCAGAAGAGUGUAAAUGUAACGAGGAAUGCAGCAUUCGUAAGUAAUCUCAAGAUUCAUAAAAUAUUUAAAAAUAAAUCUAUAUUUUUGUAUCAAUAGGUUUCAUACCGCGUAGUAAAGUGCAACACCAAGUACACAUAUAUACAUAAAUAAAAUUGCAAAUUACAGCUGAAAUCUGUGACCAAGAAUGUUCGGCACAUUGCUGUGAAGCCGCACAGAACGACGAACGUCCAGUCGAUCCAGAACUGACAGGAACCUGUACCCACAAAGGCGUCUUCAACACCAAAAAGUCAAACACCUUGAUCACAGGUUUGUUGUUUUACCGUAGUUUUUAAACCAUAUAGUUUAGGUCAGCUUAAACAACGCGCUUAUAAGUCCGUUUUAACACGUAAAUCCAACAAUACAUCAUUUGACUACGUCAAUUCUAGAUAAAAUAUAAUUUUAGCUGGAAAAUCGCAGACCUUCCAAUACAAAGAAGACUCACUGACAGCCGACUUGAUAUACGACCAACUCAGUCUCGGACCCAAACAUAAACCCGCUUUCACAGCUCGUAAUGUUAAAUUUGGUGUAGUAAAAGAUGUCCCCGAAUCAUACGAACAAACUCAAUACGAUGGAGUUUUUGGUCUGGCAAUCAACAACGAAAACAAGGAGAAAAGUGUUGUCAAACAACUGGCUAGCCGCAAUUUAAUUUCCCAACCAAUUGUCAACGUCUGGAUCAACGGAAAUCAGACGAAAGCUGUUGUUGAUGGACUUUUGUCAUUUGGCUACGUCGACAGCAGGGUCUGUAACACAACUUAUCAACCUGUACCUUUAACAUCUGCUGAAAACUGGGAAUUUAAUAUUGAAUCAGGGACGUUUGGUCAGUUGCGAGCCAAUCGAAGCAAAGUAAGCAUACACAUAAGCAUUUUAUAUAAGUAACACAACAUAGGAAAGGCUAUAACCUUGUUUCGCAAAAAUAUUAACAACUUUUCCUCUUGGCAAUUAUGACAUUUUAGGCUGUCAUCAACCUCAAUCAGCACGACCUCACCGUGCCUCAAGUGCUUUUUAAUGCUAUUGUCUAUUACUACGAUAUCCGAACAGACCCACUGACCAAAGCUUACGUCGGAUCAUGUCCAACAUCACAAAACCUGAUCAACCUUAACAUCAACAACUUCAACUACUUCCAAGAUGUGGGUGCUCUCACCAGCUCAGUCGGCAACAAGCAAUGUCAAUUCCAUCUGAAGGUCGCUGAGAAAGAUGCUACACAACAAUUUGUCUUAGGUUCGUCGUUCUUCCAGCGCUACUGCAUCGUGCUUGACUACACUGGCAAGAUCGGCUUCCCAAAUGCCGUUAAAGGAGUCUUUGCUUGA